Molecule: messenger RNA, 3594 nt
Organism: Amaranthus tricolor (Joseph's coat)
Lineage: Eukaryota; Viridiplantae; Streptophyta; Magnoliopsida; Caryophyllales; Amaranthaceae
Product: leucine-rich repeat receptor-like serine/threonine-protein kinase BAM1
Exons: 2
Coding region: 196-3228 (1010 amino acids)
Biological process (GO): protein phosphorylation
Molecular function (GO): protein kinase activity; ATP binding; receptor serine/threonine kinase binding
Source: RefSeq, a predicted model, not a curated record
GCCAAAAAAAAAUUCAAAUCCAAAGAAGUUUUUUUUAAAAAAAGGAAAAAAGCUACUCACUCCUACUUUCUACUCCCUUCACAUAAAAACCUCCCUCCAUCUUCUUUCUUCCUACUCCCUUAUUAUUCCUCCCUACCCAUUCUCUCUACUCUGUAAAUCCGCCCUUAUCUUUCUAUCAAUCAAAAUCACCAAAAAAUGCGAGUUUUUCUUCUUCUUAUUCUCUUUCUCCUCCUUAAUUUCAUUAAUGGAAGAACAUUACCAGAACACAAAGCUUUACUAGGUAUAAAAUCCGCCAUUACUGACGACCCACAAGCUUCUCUUUCUUCUUGGACAACAAAAACCCAUCAUUGUACAUGGGCAUUUAUUACUUGUUCUUCGUCUUUUCAUCAUCAAACUGUUGUUUCUCUCGAUAUCUCUGGUUUAAAUCUCACUGGAAUUCUUUCUCCUGAUAUUGGCUUUCUUACCAAUCUUCAAAACCUUUCUGUUUCAGCUAACGCAUUUUCUGGUCCUAUCCCACCUUCAAUCUCUCUUCUUACUGAACUUCGUUAUCUUAAUCUUUCCAAUAAUAUCUUCAAUGAAAGUUUUCCUUCUUCACUUUCUUCUUUGAGGAAGCUAAAUGUUCUUGAUGUUUAUAAUAAUAAUCUUACUGGGGUUCUUCCUUUAAGUGUUGUUCAAAUGCCGGAGCUCCGGCAUCUUCAUCUGGGUGGGAACUAUUUUUCCGGUGAGAUUCCGGUGGAGUAUGGUAGAUGGGAAAAACUUGAGUAUCUUGCGGUGUCUGGUAAUGAACUUCAAGGUAACAUUCCUGCAGAGAUUGGGAACUUGAGUUCACUUAAGGAGCUUUAUAUUGGGUACUAUAAUGGAUAUUCAGGUGGGAUUCCUCCAGAAAUUGGGAAUUUGACUGAAUUAGUGCGUUUUGAUGGUGCUAAUUGUGGGUUAUCUGGGGAAAUUCCAAAAGAAUUAGGGAAACUUCAAAAACUUGAUACUUUAUUUCUACAAGUAAAUACACUUUCUGGGUCACUUCCUUCUGAAUUAGGGUCAUUAAGUAGUUUGAAAUCCAUUGAUUUGUCUAAUAAUUUGUUGUCUGGUGAGAUUCCUGAGUCCUUUUCUCUCCUUAAAAAUUUGACCCUUUUGAAUCUUUUUAGAAACAAAUUACAUGGGGGUAUUCCUGAGUUUAUUGGAGAUUUGCCUUUAUUGGAAGUUCUUCAGUUAUGGGAGAAUAAUUUUACCGGGAGUGUGCCUGAAAAGUUGGGGAGUAAUGGAAACUUACAGCUUCUAGACCUUUCUUCUAAUAAACUUACUGGAAGUUUACCUCCAGAUCUUUGUAAUGGAGGAAAGCUUCAAACUCUGAUUACAUUAGGGAAUUUCUUGCUUGGUCCAAUUCCUGAUAGUUUAGGAAGCUGUAAAUCUCUUGCAAGGAUUAGAAUGGGGGAGAAUUUCUUAAAUGGGUCUAUUCCUAAGGGUUUGUUUGGUCUUCCUAAACUUACCCAAGUUGAGCUUCAAGAUAAUCUUUUAAAUGGGGAUUUCCCAGAAACAGAUGAUUCUGUUGCUGUUAAUUUGGGACAGAUUUCUCUAUCAAAUAAUCAGCUUACUGGGAAAUUACCUGCUAGUAUUGGGAAUUUUUCUGGUGUUCAGAAGCUGCUGCUUGACGGGAAUAGGUUUACAGGGAGUAUCCCUCCUGAGAUUGGGAAGUUACAACAGCUUUCCAAGAUUGAUUUUAGUAGCAACAAGUUUUCUGGUGAAAUCCCACCUGAGAUUAGCCAAUGUAAGUUGCUUACAUUUGUUGAUCUUAGUAGAAAUCAGUUUUCUGGUGAGAUUCCUAAGGAAAUAACUGGUAUGAGGAUAUUGAAUUACUUAAACAUUUCAAGGAAUCAUUUGAGUGGUAGUAUUCCUAAAUCAAUCUCUUCUAUGCAAAGUUUAACAUCUGUUGAUUUCUCAUACAAUAAUUUUUCUGGUUUAGUUCCUGAAACUGGGCAAUUUAGCUACUUUAAUUACACAUCUUUUUUGGGUAAUCCUGAUUUGUGUGGCCCUUAUUUGGGUCCUUGUAAAAGUGGGGUUGUUGGUUCUUCUCAUCCACCUCAAGGUAAAGGGUUAUCUGCUUCAAUGAAGCUUCUCUUAGUGAUUGGCCUUUUACUUUGUUCUAUUGUAUUUGCCAUUGCUGCCAUACUCAAAGCUCGCUCGCUUAAGCAAGCGAGCGACUCUCGAGCAUGGAAGCUUACCGCCUUCCAACGCUUAGACUUUACAGUUGAUGAUGUUUUGGAUUGUUUAAAAGAAGAAAACAUAAUUGGGAAAGGUGGUGCUGGGAUUGUUUACAAAGGGUCUAUGCCAAAUGGGGAUCAAGUGGCUGUUAAGAGGCUUCCUGCAAUGAGUAGGGGAUCAUCUCAUGAUCAUGGGUUUAAUGCUGAAAUUCAAACUUUAGGGAAGAUUAGACAUAGGCACAUUGUUAGACUAUUAGGGUUUUGCUCAAACCAUGAGACUAAUCUUUUGGUGUAUGAGUAUAUGCCUAAUGGAAGCUUAGGGGAGGUAUUACAUGGGAAGAAAGGAGGUCAUUUGCAUUGGGAUACACGGUAUAAGAUUGCUGUGGAGGCAGCAAAGGGGCUUUGCUACCUCCACCAUGAUUGCUCACCAUUGAUUGUUCAUCGCGAUGUUAAGUCGAACAACAUCCUUUUGGAUUCUAGCUUUGAGGCUCAUGUUGCUGAUUUUGGCCUUGCUAAAUUCUUGCAAGAUUCUGGUACUUCAGAAUGCAUGUCUGCUAUUGCUGGUUCCUAUGGUUACAUUGCCCCAGAAUAUGCAUACACAUUGAAGGUCGAUGAGAAAAGUGAUGUUUAUAGUUUCGGGGUUGUUCUCUUAGAACUCAUAACCGGUAGAAAGCCGGUAGGAGAAUUUGGCGAUGGGGUUGAUAUCGUUCAAUGGGUUAGAAAAAUGACCGAUGGGAUCAAAGAAGGAGUCCUCAAAAUCAUGGAUCCAAGACUCUCCUCCGUUCCACUCCAUGAAGUAAUGCACGUUUUCUAUGUCGCAAUGUUGUGUGUCGAAGAACAAGCAGUAGAACGACCUACUAUGCGUGAGGUAGUUCAAAUACUCUUGGAGAUCCCGAAACCACCCACCAUUACCAAACAAGGCGAUACCUCACCCAUGGAAUCACCUCCACGAACCACAAAUGUUGCUAUUUCUGCAACGAAAGAAAACCAACCACCACCAAGAUCACCACCGCCAGAUCUUCUCAGUAUUUAGUGUUAUUCCAAAGCGUACUCUACUCGAUCUCUCUCGAAAAAAUCAAUGAGAGUUGGUAUUAGCUUGAUUUUCAGUGUUUUUAGCUUGUUUGGGAAGAGGGUUUAGGGUGUUAGGAAGAUUGGUUUGUGCUAACUUUAAGGGGAAGUCUUAAAUGUUCUAUGUUUUAGUAAGAUUUUUCUGGGUUGUACAGUUUAAUAUUGGUUGGUGUUAGUUAUUAAAGUAAGUUUUUCAAAAAAGUUUGUCUUCUUGGUCUUAAAAUUUUUGUUUUAAGUGUAUAAUUAAAGAGAAUUCUGAAUUAGUGCAGUGAUUAAAGAUUUUUUCUUUUGGCAAUCACUCUUGUGAAAUAAAUAAGUUUGAUUCUCAGCA